GAGAGAGGGCAGAGAGGAGAAGAGAAGAGAAAGAAAAAGAAAGAGAUGAAGAGUAGAUAGGAAGCAUGUGUGUGAGAGAUAAAAAGUGUCAGUGACCAAGCAAGAAAGGUCCAGGCGUAUAUAAAGCCAAGCAUUAGACGAUUCAGUAUUGUGUCAUCAACAGGUCAGCGGACUUACCAGGGGGAUUAUGUCCAAACCUUCGUCCAACGUUAAGGCCCUUCAGGCUAAUUUGAACAUCCCGAUGGGAGCUCUGCGUCCAGGGGCGGGACAUCCUGUCAAGAGGAGAGAGGAGACAGUAGACAUAAACGAGGCUCAUUCACCAGACCAGACCAGCGCUGCAGCCCAGACGCCGGAGGAGAAGAAGGCGUUGCCGGGCGCGGUGAAACUGCCCGGUCCCGCUGUUAACCUAUCAGAGCUGCAGAACGUCAAGAGCGAACUACGUUGGGUCACCAAGGAUUAACAGAAGGAUCCCCAGCCAGGCGGCGAGGAAGGCCAAUAAUCUUCAUACACACAGACUUGCCCACUGCCGCCGACAACUAGCAAACUACAGUCUAAUCCCAACAUGUUCGGAAACAGCAACAGCCAACGUCUGACCACCGAGAAGCAGCGCCCACAAACUCUCCUUCAGCCAGCGCCCUGACAGGGUGAAACACUUAAAACGUUUGUCAUGUCAGUCGAGAUUGUUUUAUCACUAAAUCCAAAUCAUACUUUGUACAGAAAGUUGAGUGCUGUCGAGAUAAAGCGAGAUAUCCUGGCGUGUUUCUGCUGCAGAUAAGACUCCACUUUACUUGGACUUUUAGAAGUAAGUGAGUCGCAUUACAAUAACAGCAAAUUCUUCUGCAUUUUCUUUGCUUGGUUUGUUUUUGGGGGUAUUUUUAAGUCUAGAAUAGCUGGUUUUAAAGAGACUUUUGUUGACAGUUAGCCCAAAUUUAAGGAAUCCACCUGACUUCUUUUCCAUAUUGUCAAAACUCCAAGAAGAACUGAUUUGUCGUAAGGGUUCAUUUCUAAAUGUUGUGACAGUUUGUGAUGGGAUUUAAGUUCACUGUACUACUUUUUUUGGCAGCAGGGGAGGGAAUUAUGAUGUUUUUAUUGUGUCACUGUUAUGGUAUCUUCAGGAAAAUAUUGCAAUAAAUCAAGAUGG
Chelmon rostratus (copperband butterflyfish) is the source of this 1141-nucleotide messenger RNA. It is a transcript of the gene smpx, whose product is annotated as small muscle protein X-linked. The record is from RefSeq and is a predicted model, not a curated record. NCBI's taxonomy places the organism in Eukaryota, Metazoa, Chordata, Actinopteri, Chaetodontiformes, Chaetodontidae. The coding region runs from base 188 to 460 and encodes 90 amino acids. Gene Ontology annotation, cellular component: M band; costamere; muscle tendon junction. The transcript has 5 exons.